Molecule: messenger RNA, 10762 nt
Organism: Bubalus bubalis (water buffalo)
Lineage: Eukaryota; Metazoa; Chordata; Mammalia; Artiodactyla; Bovidae
Gene: AR
Product: androgen receptor
Exons: 8
Coding region: 1208-3874 (888 amino acids)
Biological process (GO): regulation of DNA-templated transcription; male gonad development; androgen receptor signaling pathway
Cellular component (GO): nucleus
Molecular function (GO): steroid binding; sequence-specific DNA binding; zinc ion binding
Source: RefSeq, a predicted model, not a curated record
GCGGGACCCGACUAGCAAACUGUUGCAUUUGCUCUCCACCUCCCGGCACCCCCUCCGAGAUCCCGGGGAGCCAGUGUGCUGCGAGCGCCGGAGGGUCCGGAGCAAGCCUGGAGGCAGAGCCAGCGACCGAGGGAAAGCGAACGAGCUAGCUGCUUCCGUGCGGGACAGGAGCCUAAGGGACGCACCGCGUCAACCCCAGCGGGCUCUGGCGACAGCCAACGCCUCUUGCAGCGCGGCAGCUUCUAAGUCGCCGCCCCGGAGCUGCCCUUUCUUCUUCGGUGAAGUUUUUAAAAGCUGCUAGAGACUCGGAGGAAGCAAGGAAAGUGCCGGGUAGGACUGACGGCUGCCUUUGUCCUCCUCCCCUCCCCCUGCCCCCCACCCCCAGGGUCUCCUCUACGGCUGCUGCCUCUGUCUGUUCCUCUCAGCCCCCUCAACCUCCCCCGCCCCCGCGCUUCCAGUCAGUCCCGCGCGGCCAGCCCGAGUUUGCAGAGAGGUAACUCCCUUUGGCUGCGAGCGGGCGAGCUAGCUGCACGUUGCAAAGACGGCUCUGGGGUGCCAGGAGAACUGGGAGCUGCUUCAGCGCUGCAGCCAGAAUCUGGCUGGUUAGGCGGUACGCAGGUCAGACCCCCUGGUUCCUCUUACUCCCUUUCCACCUCCCCUGCACGCUGCUCCUCCUUCCCACCAGUUUGUGGGGCCAGAGAUCAAGCGAUGAAAAGGCAGUCAGGACUUCAGUAGCCAACCCCCCCCCCGCAAAAAAAAAUAAAAAAAGAAAGAAAGAAAAGGGACAAAACAUAACAAAGCCCCAACCAAAACCAAACAAACGAAACCCAACAGCAAAACCCAAAAUAAACCAAAGAGAAAAUAACCAGGCUCCUAUUUGCACCUGCUUCAGUGGAUAACAAAUUCAGAAGACGGAGGGUCCCCCCUACCUUCAAGAAGCAUCUUUUGAAUCUACCCUACAAGUAUUCAGGAACAGAUUGUGAGCCUACCAGGGAAGAUCGUGUCCAGGGCGUGUUUUCUCUGCACUAGACUUUGAGGCUGUCAGAACGCUUUGGAGUGGUUAUUCCUGCAAGUUUCCUUAUCAGGAGCUUCCCGCAGGUGGGCAACUAGCUGCAGCAACUACGCACUGCAGCCUGUUGAACUCUUCUCAGCAAGAAAAGGGGAGCAGGAUAAAGGAAUUAGGUAAAAGAUUGAGCCAAGCUUCGGGAUGGAAGUGCAGUUAGGGCUGGGGAGGGUCUACCCCCGGCCACCGUCCAAGACCUAUCGAGGAGCUUUCCAGAACCUGUUUCAGAGUGUAUGCGAAGUGAUCCAGAACCCACUCCCCCGGCACCCUGAGGCCUCGAGUGCAGCACCUCCCGGCGCCCGUUUGCAGCAGCAGCAGGAGACCAGUCCACGGCAGCAGCAGCAACAGCAGCAGCAGAGAGAGGAUGGCUCUCCCCAAGUCCAGAGCAGAGGCCCCACAGGCUACCUGGCCCUGGAAGAGGAACAGCAGCCUUCACAACAUCACUCAGCCCCCGAGGGUCACCCGGAGAGUGGCUGCGUCCCAGAGCCCAGAGCUGCCUCUGCUGCCGGCAAGGGGCUGCAGCAGCCGCUGCCAGCACCUCUGGAUGAGGAUGACUCAGCUGCCCCAUCCACGUUGUCCCUGCUGGGCCCCACUUUCCCCGGCUUAAGCAGCUGCUCCACCGAUCUUAAAGACAUCCUGAGCGAGGCCGGCACCAUGCAACUUCUUCAGCAGCAGCAGCAGGAGGCGGUAUCCGAAGGCAGCAGCGGGAGAGCGAGGGAGGCCACUGGGGCUCCCAUCUCUUCCAAGGACAGUUACCUAGGAGGCAGUUCGACCAUCUCGGACAGCGCCAAGGAGUUGUGUAAGGCAGUGUCGGUGUCCAUGGGCUUGGGUGUGGAGGCGUUGGAGCAUCUGAGUCCUGGGGAGCAGCUUCGGGGGGAUUGCAUGUACGCCCCGCUCCUGGGAGGUCCACCAGCCGCGGUGCGUCCCACUCCUUGUGCCCCGUUGGCUGAAUGCAAAGAUUCUUUGCUGGAUGAUGGCCCGAGCAAGGGCACUGAAGAGACUGCUGAGUAUUCCCCUUUCAAGGCAGGUUACACCAAAGGUCUGGACACUGAGAGCCUGGGCUGCUCUGGCAGCGGCGAAGCAGGGGGCUCUGGAACACUUGAGCUGCCAUCCACCCUGUCUCUCUAUAAGUCUGGAGCACUGGACGAGGUAGCAGCUUAUCAGACUCGCGACUACUACAACUUUCCGCUAGCCCUGGCCGGGCCGCCGCCCCCUCCACCACCUCCCCAUCCUCAUGCCCGCAUUAAGCUGGAGAACCCGCUGGACUACGGCAGCGCCUGGGCGGCCGCUGCAGCGCAGUGCCGCUAUGGGGACCUGGCGAGCCUGCAUGGCGGGGGUGCAGCAGGACCGGGCUCAGGCUCACCCUCAGCCGCCGCCUCCUCUUCCUGGCACACUCUCUUCACGGCCGAAGAAGGCCAGCUGUAUGGGCCAGCUGUAUGUGGCGGAGGCGGGGGCGGCAGUGCAGGCGAGGCAGGGGCUGUAGCCCCAUACGGCUACACUCGGCCACCUCAGGGGCUGGCGGGCCAAGAAGGCGACUUCUCCCCACCCGAUGUGUGGUAUCCCGGCGGCGUGGUGAGCAGAGUGCCCUAUCCAAGUCCCAGUUGUGUCAAAAGCGAAAUGGGUCCCUGGAUGGAGAACUAUUCUGGACCUUAUGGGGACAUGCGUUUGGAGACCACCAGGGACCAUGUUCUGCCCAUCGACUAUUACUUUCCACCCCAGAAGACAUGCCUGAUUUGUGGGGAUGAAGCUUCUGGCUGUCACUAUGGAGCUCUCACUUGUGGAAGCUGCAAAGUCUUUUUUAAAAGAGCCGCUGAAGGAAAACAGAAGUACCUGUGUGCCAGCAGAAAUGAUUGCACCAUUGAUAAAUUCCGAAGAAAAAACUGUCCAUCUUGUCGUCUCCGGAAAUGCUAUGAAGCAGGGAUGACUCUGGGAGCCCGGAAACUGAAGAAACUUGGGAAUCUGAAGCUACAAGAGGAAGGGGAGGCUUCCAGUGCCUCCAGCCCCACUGAGGAGCCAGCCCAGAAGCUGACAGUGUCACAUAUUGAAGGCUAUGAGUGUCAGCCCAUCUUUCUGAAUGUCCUGGAAGCCAUUGAGCCAGGGGUGGUGUGUGCUGGACAUGACAACAACCAGCCUGACUCUUUCGCAGCUUUACUCUCUAGCCUCAAUGAACUGGGUGAAAGACAGCUUGUACAUGUGGUCAAGUGGGCCAAGGCCUUGCCUGGCUUUCGCAACUUGCACGUGGAAGACCAGAUGGCAGUCAUUCAGUACUCCUGGAUGGGGCUUAUGGUGUUUGCCAUGGGCUGGCGGUCCUUCACCAAUGUCAACUCCAGGAUGCUGUACUUUGCCCCUGACCUGGUUUUCAAUGAGUACCGCAUGCACAAGUCCCGGAUGUACAGCCAGUGUGUCCGAAUGAGGCACCUCUCCCAAGAAUUUGGAUGGCUCCAAAUCACCCCCCAGGAAUUCCUGUGCAUGAAGGCACUGCUGCUCUUUAGCAUUAUUCCAGUGGAUGGGCUGAAAAAUCAAAAAUUCUUUGAUGAACUUCGAAUGAACUACAUCAAGGAACUUGAUCGUAUCAUUGCAUGCAAGAGAAAAAAUCCCACAUCCUGCUCAAGGCGCUUCUACCAGCUCACCAAGCUCCUGGACUCUGUGCAGCCUAUUGCACGAGAGCUGCAUCAGUUCACUUUUGACCUGCUAAUCAAGUCUCACAUGGUGAGCGUGGACUUUCCAGAAAUGAUGGCAGAGAUCAUCUCUGUGCAAGUGCCCAAGAUCCUUUCCGGGAAAGUCAAGCCUAUCUAUUUUCACACUCAGUGAAGCUUUGGAAGCCCCCAUUUUCUUACCCCACCUCACUCCCUUUUUCAGAUAUCUUCUGCCUGUUUUAACUCUGCACUACUUCUCUGCAGUGCCUUGGGGAAUUUCCUCUAUUUAUGUACAGUCUGUCAUGAAGAUGUUCUUGAAUUCUAUUUGCUGGGCUUUUUUUUUUUUUUCUCUUUCCCUCCUUUCUUUUCUAUCUCUACCUAUCUGACUCUCCCAUGGCACUUUCAGACUGUACUCCCUGCUGUGGCUCUUAUCUGUGUUUUGAAUGCUGUUGUAUUUCUUUAAAUCUCUGAUGAUCCUCAUGUGGCACAGUGUCAAGUUGUGCUUGUUUAUAGCACUAUGCUGUGUGCCAGCUACACAAACGUUUACUCACCUAAUGCCACGUGAAGUUUAGAGAGCUAAGAGUAUCUGGAAAAACAAAAGACAAACAAACAAACAAAAAACACACUAUGGUUUUUCCCUCAUAAAAAAUAUUAAAACAGAAAUUACCAAAGAGGCCAACAGUAACUAGAAUAAGGUGAAAAUUGCAAGCCCAUGGGGAGUCACUGCUUUUUUCCCCCAAACCCUCUCUCCCUGGGAGACUUUAUUUUCUGCCAAUGGCUAUUGCCAUUAGAGGGCAGGGUGACCCCAGAACUGAGGUGGAUGGGGGCAGAUUUAAGAUAGGACGGAUGGAUCACCAGUACCUGCCCACAGCCUUGGCCCCUGAGAGCUAGGCUGUUCAACUGCAGCACAAUUCAUGGUACUGAAAAAUGUGCUUCAUGUUUGAAAACCUGUCUGUUGGGAAUGCCUCCCCACACCAGUCCCUUUUCUCUUGCAUCCUCUGCCUCCACCCUCAAAUUGACUUUCAAUAUCUUUUCUAAGAGCUUUGAACUGAAUGUUCUCUUUAGCCAAAACUUGGCCACUUCCACUGAAGAAUCAGACCAGCAAGAAGGAGAGGGAGAUCUGACCUUUUGUAAGGCCCCAUUCUGAUCCAGGUCUGCAUUUCCAUUUGUGGCUCAGGGAGGAGCCUAGGGCUAGAGUCAGAGGAAAAGGAAGUGGUGGCUUGACUGUUCUCCUGCUUAGGACACUGAAGAUUUGAUCCUUCUUUGCCUCUACCUUUAAGAGACCUGAAUGUUUUCUGCCUGACUCCAUGCAGCUGCAAGCAUCGUCCAUCCUCCCUUCUGUGUUUUCUGGGCCCGAGCUUCACCAGACUUCACUACAGCCACAGUGGUGAAACUUAUCCACUCCUUGGGCACAUUCAGACUCUCUGCUAAGAACUCCCACCCCCAAGAAGGCUAACAAGUCAGCAGUCUUGAUGUCUAUCUCUAGAUGCCAGUAGGCUCAAAGAUUUCUUACCAUAUGUCUCUCCUCAACUGAACUCUCAGAACUCUGUAGACCUUAGACAAACUGGAAAGAAGGUAUCAACGGGAUUGGACAAGCUGGGCGUCUUGCCCUUGUCCCCCAGAGAUGACACCUUCCCACCAAGUGAAGAAUGCCCACUUCCUCCUUCAGAGCAGCUAAAGGGGCUACCCAGAUCUGUGUUGAAGAGAAAACUCUGUUACCAAUGUGAGAAAAAGGAAGGCACUAGAAACGGAAAUCCUGUAAAUGCUCUCCUUUCCAUCCAACAUAUCCACCUGCAGAAGUCAGGGAAAGAAGAGAGAAGAAAUCAAGAGAAUACUAACUAAUAAAUUAAAAGUUUUCAGAAGCAAAAUCUAAAGCCAGAUGGGCACCAUCUGGUGAGUUUAUUCACCAUCCUUCUCUGCUGCUGAUUCUGGGCUCUAACGUUGGCCAUACUCACUCAGCCACUUUUGUUGCUGCCUCUCAGCCAGAGGAAGCUGAAAUACUGAAACUACCGAACCAUGGCCUCCUUUGGAAAGGUCUGGUUGGUGUGGCUCUGAUGGGCUGCCACCUAUGAACUUGGUGUGUUCCAGCAACACUGGUUUCAUAUAGUCCUUUGGCACUCCUUUGUUCUGUUGACUUUGUCCCCCAGUCACGAGUACUGGGGAAUGCCUACCUACUUUCUCAUCUUGGCCACUGUCUCUUCACAUAGCUCUUAAAUUCAUCUGCUAAACAACAAAUUAGAAGCCAGUCACCAAGCUGCCCGUUUCAGCUAGUUCACUCUACUUGUUGUUGAGAAGAUAGUUUCUGAGUGACAUGAUAUGAUCUACAUGGGUUUCCUCCCCUGAUUUCUGCUGAUAUUAAUAGCCAAAUGAACCUGCAAAACAGCUUCUUUAAAUAACAAGGGAGAGGGGAACUUAAGAUGUGUGUUACACCAAUCCAAGUCUGCUGGAGAAAACUAAAGCUGACAGGUUCUCUUUAUAGGGUAGGAUAGAACAAUUCUGUUUUUCUUUGUUAUGACACCAUUUGGCUUACGGAAUCACUUUUAGCUGUUUUAAAGAGAAAAAAAAUCCACCACUCUAUUCAUUUAAACUAGGUUACUUUUUAAUAGUUCCUUUACAUCUGUUUUGAAAUGAUCCUCAUCUUUUGUGGUACAUGGAUUUGAGUAUAUUAUUCUAAUACCUCUCCUUGUAAAUACUAGAUGCUCUCCUUUCCAUUUCUCUGGCUAUCAAGGAUUUCAUCUUUAUAGAUUUCCCAAUCGUGACUCUUGUCUUUAUGAGUAUAUGUUUUUUCACUUGUGAAAGCCAAAAAUCAGUGAAAUGGCAGUGUAAUUAAAAACAGAAACAACUAGAUUACUCUGAACUCCCAAAUGACAAGACAAGGAGAAAAUGGCCUAAACAAGGAUUUAGGUGUACUGUUUUUGCACUGGGCUUCCCUGGUGGCUCAGACGGUAAAGCGUCUGCCUGCAAUGCAGGAGACCCAGGUUUGAUUCCUGGGCCAGGAAGGUCCCUGGAGAAGGAAAUGGAAAUCCACUCCAGCACUCUUGCCUGGAAAAUCCCAUGGAUGGAGGAACCUGAUAGUCUACAGUCCAUGGGGUCGCAAAGAGUCGGACACGAGUGAGCGACUUCAAUUUCACUUUUGAUUUCACUUUCAGUGAGCAAAAGAGAUUUUAGCUUAGCUUUGGCUCCCACAGAUGAAAGGGGGAUUUUUAUUUUCUUUUGGCCAUUGUUGUUCCAGCCAGCAUAAUUGCCAGAAGUCUCAUUUUGCAUGCACUCUGCUCUACAAACAGAUUUGAUACAGUUGGUACAUUGUGCUCACCUUUGAAGGAUCGGCCACCCACACCUAUUCACCUGGUGAGCUUAAAGAUGAGGAUCACUCACCAGACAAGCCAUGGAGACUAUCCCCAAAAAGGUUUGCAGUGCUCAAUGGGGAUGGAGAGUGAGGAAGAGAAAAAGAAGGAGCACCAAGGAGAAAGUCCCAUCUGUGCUGGGCAGCACACAGCUGCCAGGUUCAUAAAUUCUGUGGUCAAGGAAGAGUCGUGUGGCAGUUUCAGCUCUUGCUCAUUGGGCAGCUUGCCCAGACCUGGCCUCUGAGUUGAAAUGCGGGUUGGGUUCUUUGUUCCAUAGCUUUUCUAUGCCACAGACAGUAUCUUUGUUCUUGGAGAGUUCAUUAUUUUUUUAACAAGAAAGAAGAUUUUUGAAGGAUUCUGUCAUAUAUCUUUGAAAAAAAUAAUCAGUAAUACAUAUAUUUUUAUAUAUGUUAACUGGCACUUAAAAAGGUGGCGGGGCGGGGGGGAGAGUUUCACUCUGUCCUUUGGGUAGUUGCUGAAGUGAUUUUCCAGGUUGAGAAAUAAUGCGCUGAUGCUAGAAUCCCUCUCUGUUCAUAUUCUACUUCUAUAUACAUAUAUGAAUAUAUAGCAAGAAAUAUUCUAUUUGUACUUCAAGAGAAAAUAGGUCCACCAUCCACAUGAUAUUGAUACUACACAAAUGAUCUAAUGUUAAGCAUCAAGUAGUCUCUGAGUGUUUGUUUCAUUAGGCACAGCACAGACAUGGCCUUGUCCUCUUUUCUUUCUUGAUACUGGGCAUGACUCAAAAGUACAAGCCACUCCCUCUACUCCCUUUCAGUCUUGUGCUAGGGUUGCACUUCAUGAGACUCCUUUCAGACAGCUUAAUAACUAUCCCUGCAUGGUUCCUACAUGGCCCUGGGAAGACAAGAGGUUGAAUAUUAAUUAUUUUAUGGCAGUUGCCCAGGUGAGAGGACACUGGGCCCAAGGGGGUUGACGUUCAUGCUCAACUAUAUGUAGGGGGUCAUGAGAAUCAGGAAUGCUAAAACACAAGAUCCAAUCCCAAACUUAAGUCAAAAUAAUCCAUUUAUCAUGUGCACUAUCUAAUAAAAGGAAGUUUCUACCCUUGCUGCCUUUUAUUAGGCGGGUCUGUUCUCACCACUAAUCUCUUUGAAAAUCUGUGAAAGCAGUUUAAAAAAAAAAAUAAAGAGACCAAAAAAAAAAAAAGACAGUGCAUAACAUUAUGUAACCAAAGAUUACAUUGUAUCUGCUAAUUUACCAAAAUUUUUAAGGGCAGGGAGGGAGCAAACAUUAGUGCCUCUUUGGUAACCUAUCCAAAAACAGACUAAAGGACUUUGCUGGUGACUGACUUAUAAGAGUUUUGUGGGGUUUUCCCCUCCACAAUAUACAUGUUUAGAACAGUGGAAGAUAAUUUUGAAAAAUAAUGGGAUUAUGGGUCCUUCAGUAAGUGAUUUUUAUAAAAAGAACUAGCUUUCCUUUCAUGUAGUAGUUGCUGAGCAUAUUCUUAAAGCUCCAUCAUUGAAUGGUUGGAAAUGGAGCUGUCUUGGCCACUGUGUUUGCUAGUUCUGAGGUUAGCUUAUCUGAAGAUGUGAAGCCCUUGCUGAGAAGGGAGCAUUUAAAGGAUUAGAUUUUGCACUAGAGGGACAGCAGGCGGAAAUCCUCAUUUCUGCCCACUUUGAAUGGCACAAAAAAUUUCUCUGCAGUUUAAGGCAGAAGGUUGAAAUAUAUUGUAAAUGAGUAUUUGUAUCCAUGUUUCAAAAUUGAAUUAUAUAUAUAUAGAUAUAAUGUGUUCUAAUAGCUUUACCUCUCUCUGUACCUUUAUAUUUGGUUCCAGGUCAUAGCUGAUACCAUGUACUUGUAAGAGAGGCCACAGCUACAUUUUAGAAGCUCUCAGAAUGGAAAAGACACCUGCAUUGAUCAGAUAACCAAGAGAUCUCUGUUCAUAUUGAGGCCUGACUCACAGGCCUUGCAAAGGAGCAGAGAAGGGAAAAGGGUAGGGUACAUUAUGUGUUGCACUUUACUAGCCCAAGACAGAUGAAUGUGUAAAGGGUGGUGAAGUCCCAUUGAAACGGACUGGGAUUUACCAUAGGGAAGGCCCAUACUUGGGGCCAAAGGCCCACCCAAACGAUUAGCCAGUGGCCCCCUAAUGGGACCUGUGCAGCUGGAAGAAGAAAGGGUGUUCUUUGUUCUUCAUCACCCCAGUAAGAAAAGGGCAGUUUCCUGCACUUGGGAACCUGGAGCAAGUGCUCCAUUUCAAACAAUUCACUCACCUGCGAUUGAGGUGCUCUUGCUACUGGGUGUCUAUGUGCUCUAAUUCUGAUUUUGGAUAUGUUCUGUAAAGAUUUUGACAAUGAAAAUGUGUUUCUAUUUGUUAAAAAAUUAUCAGUGUACUAGAAGUAGUAUAUCUGUAGGUACAGGUCCAUCUCUACCCACAGGUAGGGAUGUUUUUCUUCAGAGAUUGACACUGGGGUCUGUUGCCCAGAGCCUCCCAAUCCUUAACCUUUUCUAGGUGAAGGCAGAAAAAUCCACAAUCAGUCACUCAUCUAAAAACACUUCAGCUGAAGUAACAAACCAUUCAAAAUGUUUCCAUUCCAAAUAUAAGUGGUAAAUAUUUUAAUUUAACAGGUAGAGUUUUAAAGGGAAAAGUAGCCUUUGACUCAUCUUUGAUUUUUCCUCAUUAGAUUUGGCCAUAAAAUAAAUGAUACACAUUGAUUGGUUUUAACCCCAAUUCAGUUGAGCAAGAGUACUGGUUCCUUUCUUUAUCCCACUUCUCUCUUAGCUUUUUAUGGAAUUAAAUGAGAAGCUAUGGUCUGAGUAGCCCUUGUGGUUUAAAACAGUUUGCACAUGCAUUACUUUAAAAGGCUGUCACAUAGCUACAGAUUCCAUUGGCCACCAAUACUGGAACUCACAUCCAUUCCCAAAGGAAAGGAAAUUCUGGAAUGAUACUGCUUCUCUGCUGGUGCCCUCCUGGGCUAAUGCUUCACAUUUUGGAACUCUGUACCUUGCACAGUAGAUAAACCAAGCCUGCAGUCUCUCCCAGCUUUAGCCCUUGGUGUUGUACUGCAGUGAUGUGCCUGUGGGGUUGUUCAAUCCCAUAAGCCACUCAGGUGCUGAGAGUACCCACCAUUGGGAUGACCCAAGCUACCAAAAUAGUUUCUCCCCCAACUCAUUGACACCUUUCUGCUUUUCCCUAGACUGGAGUAUUGAUUAGGGAGUGCCUCAGACAUGACAUUCUUGGGCUGUCCUCGAGAUUACUUUGGCAGCAGAAGAGAGCAGACUAUGUAACCAGAUGUAAGAAUUUACUUUAUGCUGAGGGAAAAAUUUUAAAGAAAGAAAGCAUCAUAUAAAGUUUUUUUUUUUUUUUUUAAGAAGCAUUCAUUUUGCUUGAAACGUCUUUUGAUGGGGCUUCAGUUCUCACAACGACACUUGGCCUCCACUGGGCAGCAGAACCAGCCCCAAGCGCUAGUGUUCUAUUCUCUUUUUGUAAUCUUGGAAUCUUUUGUUGCUCUAAAUACAAUUAAAAAUGCAGAAACUUGUUUGUUGGAAUACAUGUGUGAUUCUGGGUUUGUCUCUGUCUCUGCUUUCAGAAAUGUCAUCCAUUGUGUAAAAUACUGCCUUGCUGGCUUGCCAGCUAAAACUUGGCCACAGCCCCUGUUGUGGCUGCAGGCUCAAGUUAUUGUUAACAAAGAGACCCAAGAAAAGCUGCUAAUGUCCUCUUAUCACCGUUGUUAAUUUGUUAAAACAUAAAGCAAUCUAAAAUUUCA